CUCCUAUCUAAAGCUUCUAUGGUAGCAUGGGUGAAAAGAGAAGAGAAGAACUAUUAUCUUGUUCUGAGAAUAGUGAAAAAUGUAUCGAAUUUGUGGCAAACUUGAGGAGAGAACAUCACACUAAGUUUGGAGAUUUUAAAAAUGGCAAAGGGAAAAAGUUAAUAUCGACUGUUUCAGAAAUUAUACAGGAAUUAAAUUCAAAGCAACUAGAUUCCUUCUGGCUCGGAUUGAAAACUUUAUCAAUCGAUGGACUGGGACAAAUAAGUAGUAAUGUCUUAGAUGAGGAAAAUAUCGAUGACAAUAUACAGAAUGAGGAAAACAAAGAGAUACCAUUUCAAGUUUUGGAAGCUGUUUGCAUUUUUCUUUUGUCAACUGUCAGACUUGAUAACCAGACUCCAAAUAAAGACAUGCUGCAAAUUCUCAUAUUACUACAUGGUUCUCUAUUUGAUCUUUAUGAUGUCAGACCAGUUUUAGCAUCCUGUAUUUGCACGAUAUGUGUAGAAUGGUGGAACAAGAAUCUUGCUUCAAAAGAGCAAAUUUGUCUCAAUGUUAUAACUCAUCAACUCAGAUUGUUUCUAUGUAAAGAUCAGCGUGACAAAUUAUCGUCGAUCUGUAGUAUGCAAGGUUGUUUGACAUUAUUUGAUUUCAAAAGAAAACAAAUAUCUGCUUUUGAGAAUGAAGAUGCCACCGAAGAGAAUUAUGCAAAGAGUGUGAUUGAGGAACUCCGUGAAAUGUUGUUGAGCAGUUUUAAAUAUCCCUUGUUGCUUUGUAAAGCAGAGGGCAGGAAAUUUUUAUCAUCAGUAUUUCUUUUGCACAAGGAAUUAAUGAAAGAUGCACAUCAAGUUAUCAUGGACAACAUCAAGCAUAAAUUUUCUCUGGAACAAGCAGAAGGUCUCGGCAAUAUUUAUUUUCAAUCAUGGAGAUCUGCUUCGCAAGAGAUGAAGGAGAGUUUUGAAGAAAUUUGUAUUCAAGAUUUAAUGUACAGAGCUGUUCAUUCUCCAUGUGUUAAGGAAUUCAAUUUAUUUCUCCCUUUGAAAACAAUGUUGUCUUCCAUUGUGUGUCAUAAAGGGGGUUUGGAAGUUCGUCACAUGAUCACAAGGCUGUAUAAUCCUAUUAUAUGGAGAUCUUUGAAGGCCAACAACGCGAUGGUCCGAGCCAAUGCUUCCAAAUUACUCCUAGAUGCAUUUCCUCUGGAAGAAGAAGACUCAAAUCGGCCGAGAGUUGCUGAAAAUGAAGAAUUCAUGCAAAGACAAUAUAAUGCAAUGAAUGAUAUGCUCAUGGAUGUCUGUCCUAGGGUCAGAGUUAUAGGUAUUUUUGGACUUUGCAAUGUAUUGCAUAUGUACUGGGAUGCUAUUCCACCUCAUGUAAUAGCUAUUCUAACUAGGAAGUUAUACAAUGAUCUUGCUUUUGAUGCAACAGUACAUGUAAGACAAGCUGUAUUCCAGGCCACAAUCGUUCUUCUUGAUACACCUUGUGCUCAUCCACUACUUGCCAAAUUAUUACCUCCAUGUCUUGAAAAAUGUCUGCAUGAUAUCAAUGAAAAAGUUCGGAUCGCCGUAGCCGAAGUAUUGUUAGGAGUCAAGCAAACAAGCACGAUUGAGUUUUGGAGUGUGUGUCCCAUCCAAAACAUCAUUGCCCAACUUGAAGUUGAUGGAAUGCCAGUGUCAAAACGAUUGGCGAAAUUAUUGUUUCGAUCUUUUAUUCCGGAGAAUAAACCAGUUCAGGUAUGGGUGGAACGAUGUAUGAAUUUUUUUAAACGUGAAGUCAAUGCUGCUCGUAAGUUUUACUCCCUGGUUGACAAAGAUCUUACAGUACAGGAAAUUGGUGAUUUUUUAAACAUGAUUGGUACAUUUGUAUACAAUUGUGUAUCAGCGACAUUACAACAAGAAAAUUCAUCCGUGAUGGAUACUUCUUCUACAACAAACUCAAAUGAUUCCCAGAACAGUACAUCCACUACUCCGUGCAACACUACUGUAAUUGAAGAUGAUGUGUUAGCUGCACUUCUUGAUACGUCUUGCAUCCUGUGGAAGUCAUUGGACCACAGAACAUCUACUUCUAAAUCAUCUACAAAGAUGCGGGAAAUGAUGAAAAAAAUUAUGGUGACAUAUUCCAGAGUUCUACACGUUUGUUUUAAAGUUUCAAAUGAUGAAAGGACGCUUAAUGCCAUUCUGUUACUGACUUCGUAUUUACCGCCUGGUAGUUUACCCGUGUUUAGCAAAAGUGUACUCCCCAAAUUACGUUCCUUACCUGAUGAUGCUCCUCCAUCAUAUUACACCAUGUUAAUAAAAUGUUUGUGUUCCUGGGGAUGGAUCAAACAAUUGCUUGGAUUAAUACAAGAAUGGUUGACAGAAUCUUUAGAAGGGACAUUGGAUGAGUCAUCGCUUGAUAACCAAUCUUCAGGAGAGACGAAUGACUCCAGAUCAACGAAUACCAGGCGUUCUGCUCGUUUGUCAAAAUCAUCUGUUCAAGAGAAUGAUUCCCAAUCUGAUGAGAAAAAUGACGGUUCUAAAAGAAAAAAGAAGACCGUUUCUUUUACAGUUAAGCCACAACACAGGCCGGACCAAGCACUUAAAUAUCUUAAAGUUUUCAUGGAAAUUCAAAUGAGUUGUUCUUAUUCAGCUCUGGAGAUUCCACAAUGUGUACAAUUGUUGUUGACAAUUGCAAAGAUUCUUGAAAAAUGCCAGGUGGAAACAUUGAGUCGCUUGUCUUCAUCGUCAAAAACUGACGAUUCCGAAAUUUGGGUGGAUAAUUUGUUGGUGGAAGGAAUUGUCAGAAGAUGUAGUGUAUUGUCAAUUAUAUAUUUGCAUCAAAAAAAUAAACGAAAAGGUAUUUUGUGCAACUUUUUCAUCGAUAAAUUACAUACGUACCUACCUAUUCAGGUCUAUGCUGAUUCUACAGAGGCUGAUGAUGAUCAUUUAAACAAUGAUGUUCCAAUUGAUGAUUUCAAAUAUAUUAUUAAAUGGUUUGGUGUUGUUAUAAAGAAAUAUGAAUCCACUACUAAGACACAGAAAUCUGAUCUGAAUAAUUCUAUUUUAUCGAAUCAAACAAGUUCGUCAGCAUUUAUAUCUCGGUUGUCGUUAUAUCGUCAAUUAUUUAAUUCUACUUUGCAAAUAUUCCUCGACUUUCUAUCUUGCGGAAUUGAAGUUUUUGAAGAAGUAGAAGACGUUGUAUUACAGUUUUGCUCAUCUGGUGCGAGUUUGAUUGAAUAUAUCGAACAAUUAUUGAGAAUAUUGUUACAACUCGACGAACACAAAAUUUUACAAAAAGAAAUUGAAAGAAAAAAUAUUGAUGGAAAAGAACAAACUCUAGUUGAUGAUGACGACAAACGCAACAUAAAGAUAGUUGAUAUAUUUGACAGGAUUUUGACAGCUUUAUUACAACAUGCUAGGCAGAAUCCUGAUAGUUUUACGCAGGUAUUUCGACAAAAAGUGAAACAAUCAUUAAGAACUAUGGUUCGGCAGCAGAAUCUUGUACAUUUUAUUCAUCCUAAUGAUAUCUGGUAUGAUGUUUUGAUGAAAAAAAUUAUUUCAGCAAUAAUGGUGGAUCUCUUUCAUCAACUAAGGUCGAAUCAAAACUUUUUGGCCAGAGAUCUCAUAUCAGACCUUCCAUCAUUUUCUGCGUCUAUACUUCCUGUUGUAUGUGCAACGUAUGGAGAGACUGCGUACAUUUGUCAAAGCACCAUUCCUAUAUUAGCUAAAGAAGAAUCUGAUUCUACGGAACAAAAUGACCAUACUUUGCUAAUAUUUGCUCAUCUUUUGUACACUUUGUCAAUUAAUGGAAAAAAUCCAACAGCAGCUGAAGAUUGUAUAAAUACGUUAUGCGAGGAACUUGAAGGUUUUGAUAAAAUUUUAUCAAAAGUGAAAUCUAAGAAUGUAGAAUCCUCAAAAGAUGGAGAAUCUUGUAAUAAACUAAGUCAAGAGGAAGAGGAUGAAGGUGAAGAUGUGGAUGCUGAGGCUGCUGGAGGGAUUCUUGUACUUGAGGAACCUGGUCAUCCUGAUCUUUUCAUGAACGACGAGGAAUUUAUGAUUUAAAUAUAAUCUAUAUUUAUAGUUGGGUUUCAGUACUACUUUCAGUUUUUUUCAAAUUUGUUUAAGCAGAAGCUGUAUGUUCUGUAUUAAAUACUUCAUGUUCACGCAACUUUAUCAGCUCUGAUAUCAUACUCGAGGAUGGCAGACAAUGAUAUAUUUGCUUUAGUCAUACAUACUGACAAUGACAGAGUAUAUUUUCUGUAACCGAAACAACUCAUUGUUUCAAUAAUUGAGUCUGCAAAAUAUGCAUCACUUUUGCAAUGAGUUGCAUCAAAAUCCCAUUCUUAUACCACUUUUUUUUCUUAUAGAUACCCCAAGGAUUUCAGACUACAAUUUAGUUACUUUAUUAUUUUGUUAAAAGAAAUCGCCUUGUUUUUUCCAGCUGAUACUUUAACAUACAUAGAAGAAAAAACUGCCCGAUUGCUUUGAAUACCAUUUUUCACCUUAAAAACCUAAGCUUGUUCUCACUUGUUGAUAGAUGAUAUGUUUUGUAUAUAUUUAAGAUGAUUGUUAAAAAAAUUGAACAGUUUAAGAUUGAUAGCGUUUUUCGAAGAGUAUGCAGUUAGUCUUGCUUACAAUUGUUUAAAAUCACUGCCAGUAUAUGUUAGUUCUUCCUACUUUUGUAAUAUAACGAUAUCUUCAAAGUAGA
Styela clava is the source of this 4677-nucleotide messenger RNA. The record is from RefSeq and is a predicted model, not a curated record. NCBI's taxonomy places the organism in Eukaryota, Metazoa, Chordata, Ascidiacea, Stolidobranchia, Styelidae.